AUGGCGUCUGCGCCAGCGUUUGUCCCCUCUGCCACGCACUACGCGCGGAAUCUUCGCCACUCAGCACCAGCUUCCGCCAGUCUCCUUACAUUCGCGCCCGCCGCUUGUUCCCCCGCCCCUACGGCGCGCGCGACGACGGCGCCCCGCGUUGCAGCGAUUGGCCGGCCGGCUGCGCCGACUCCGCGGUCGGGUCUUGCUUCUUCCGCGGAGGGCGCAGAUUUCCGCCUUUCCUCGGACAGGUGCCGGCAGGCAGAGAGGGAUGGCCGCUGUCCGCAUGCACCUCAUCGUCCCACUCCAGACUCACUCUCUCCUUCCUCUGCGCCGCCACCACCAACAUCGCCACUACCAGCGUCACCACCAGCUCUCCCACAAACCCCAAACCCCCCUCUCUCCAACCAAUCCGCAGCACCAGCACCAGCACCAGCACCAGCAGCAGUGGCAGCAGCAGCAGCACGCUUGGCAGCACGGACCCCGCUUUUCUCAUCUGCACCACCCCACCACCCCUGCCUUCCCCGUGCCCUACCCUCUGGCAUCUCAUCUCAUCUCCUCCUCUCCUAUGGCCAGCAUUGCUUGGGGCCUAUUUUAGAGACGAAUAAAAAACGGACAUCUGCACCUCUCUCCCCUCCCACCCCUCCCAUUCCAUCCUCCCCACCCUCCUCCCCUCUCCCUCUCCUCCCCACCCUCCUCCUCCCCUCUCCCUCUCCUCCCCUCCCCCUCUCCUCCUCCCUCCCCCACUCGCACGCUCCGUGUGUCCGUCCGUCUAACCGGUCAUGGCAGAUCCUCACCAGCAUUGCGCGGGAAGUGGCUCACAUUAGCCGCAGAGGCGUGCAGGUGAGCAGGAAUAGGGAGGGGGAGGGGGUGGGAGGAGCGGGAGGAAGGAGGGAAGGGAAAAGGGGGAUGGUGGAAGGGAUUGGGGGGGGAGGGGAAUGGCGGGGAGGGGAGAGAGAAGGGGAGAGGGGAAGGCUGGUGGCAGUGGUGGCAGUGGUGGUGGGAGGGGGCAACUUCUUCCGAGGGGCCAAGUGGUCGGGCGUCAGUGGGCUCGACAGGGCAUCAGCGGACCACAUAGGCAUGCUAGCGACGGUGAUGAACGGCAUAUUCCUGCAGGCGUCGUUGGAGAGCGAGGGCGUGGCCACGCGCGUGCAGACGGCCUUCCGCAUGAGCGAGGUGGCGGAGCCCUACAUCCGCCGCCGCGCCGUGCGCCACCUUGAGAAGGGCCGCGUCGUCAUCUUCGCUGCCGGCACCGGCAACCCAUUUUUUACGACAGAUACUGCUGCUGCGCUCCGGGCUGCUGAAAUCGACGCGGAGGUGGUGCUCAAGGCCACGAACGUGGACGGAGUGUAUGACUCAGACCCGCGCAGCAACGAGCACGCGCGCCUGCUGCCACUGCUCUCCCACCGCGAUGUCACGCUGCAGCAGCUGCGCGUCAUGGACACCACCGCCAUCACGCUGUGCCAUGAAAAUGGGCUGCCAGAUUUAUUCACGCUGGAGCAGCUGAGUGUCAUGGACACCACUGCUGUCACGCUGUGCCAUGAGAAUGGGCUGCCGGUGCCGGGUGAGACUCAUGAUCAUGCCCUGCCACGAGUACGGUACAAACUGCUGCAUGCCAAUCGUCACUGCCGCCCGCUCUCUCUCCACCUGUUCCCGCAACCACUCUUUCUCUCUCCCCGGCUCCCUGCUCCCGUCUCCCGCUCCCAAUGGCCUCUUCCAUUUCCCCUCUCUCCCCCUUUUCCCCCUCUGCCCCUCUCCCCUUUUCCCCACUCUCCCCCUCUCCCCCUUUCCCCCUCUUCCCCUCCUCCACCUGCCCCCUCUCCCCCUCUCCAUCUCCCUCCCUCUACACAGUGGUCGUGUUCAACCUAA
Messenger RNA from Closterium sp. Naga37s-1, 1857 nucleotides. The record is from the annotation of a GenBank genome assembly. NCBI's taxonomy places the organism in Eukaryota, Viridiplantae, Streptophyta, Zygnematophyceae, Desmidiales, Closteriaceae.